GCCACACUUCCGAUUUAGCAUCCCGUCGCAAACGCUCUAUCACUGCCCCCAGCACUCUCGUCAACAACCCGCUUGUGCUCGUGUCUCUUCUCUCGAAAUCUCUGAGGAAACUGCGCAACCCAAAGGACAUGCUAGCGACCCCCACAGUCGAACUCUCGUUUGACGAUGACGACUGGGUGGCCACACCUCCCGCCAAGUUGUACAGAGCUGCUAGUGUCGGGAAUAGCUGGGGAGUCACGAUAAUGGGCAGGGGAUUUGACUGGAAGAAGGGCGAGGCAGAGAAGGAGAACGACCCACUGCACGAUGGCGAGUCGACGUAUCUUCACGAGUCCCUCAGCCUUCCAAGCGAUGGCGAUCGACCAGACUGGUCUAAGGGGCUCAGUACCUCAGCCCCGACAAAGGCUGGCGCCCCUGAAACGACAAAACCGAUCAGCUCCGUCACGCCCUCCCGUCCCUCUAGCCCCCGCCCUCGCGCAAUAGCAUCCAGCAGCUUCUCCGGCGAGCCACUAUCCGUGUCCCCCUCUCAGUCACCAUCGUCCAGUAGUCCGAUACGAUCGCUACCUCUCAGUGGCAACGGGCAGUUCCGCCCUCCUCUUUCGCGCUCUUCCAGCAACUACCGACCACGGCGUCGCUCGUCGCAGCAGCGAGUCUCCUUGAUUGCUGGGCGGGUCUCGAUACUUCCCGUGGAUGCUCCCGCAGCCACCGAAGUGGUCUCAUCCCAGCUGGCGCCUCAACAGCUUAUUCGGUCUGGCAGCACCCGCAGCUUGCUGAGCCUCGCGUCGAGUACACGACCUCCCACGCCCAACAACGAGCGAGAAACGCUUAUUGGUGGUGGGAAAAGUAUCACGGAGUUUGUGAUUGAGGGGGAAUUGGGAAGGGGCGCAUAUGGGCUGGUCAAGCGUGCGAGGGAGAUGAAUAUUGAUGGGACAUUAGGGCCUCCGUUGGUCAUCAAGCAGGUCUUCAAGUCUCGAAUCCUUGCAGACUGCUGGAAGAAGCAUCCCCAAUUCGGAACAAUUCCUAUUGAGAUAUAUGUCAUGAAUGCAAUCUCCUCUACUUCCUAUGUCUUGCCUCCCCGACGACCAUGGGAUCCUGCACGGCUGGAGACAGGAUCGGAAAAGGCUUCAGAACAGCAAUGUUGCUCGACAAAUGGCAGCACUGGGGCAGAUAGCGAACCCGACUUCGCCGUAUUAUCGGAGUGGGUGGAAGGCAAGGUUGUCAAAGGACACCCCAAUAUUGGCCCCCUCUGGGACUUUUUUGAAGAUGACAAUUACUACUAUUUGGUAAUGCCGUGCCUAGUGCCUGCGCCCAAUCCUGCGGAGCCUUCGCCUCCGUCCGACCUCUUCGAUCUGGUGGAGACCUACCCGCAUGGCCUUCCCCCAAGCUCUGUCAGAACGUAUCUUGGUCAGAUUGCGGACGCCCUAGCGUUUUUACAUUCCAAAGGCAUCGUGCACCGUGAUGUCAAAGACGAGAACGUGGUGUUGGGGCCACAUGGCCGAUGUAUCUUGAUCGACUUCGGCAGUUCAGGUCUCGUCAAGAGGGGCGGAUGGGAUACCUUCAGUGGAACAUUGGACUAUGCUGGUCCCGAAAUUUUGCGUGGGGAACGAUACCAGGGCAAAGAGCAAGACGUAUGGGCUUUCGGCGUCGUCGCCUAUGUCCUGCUGGUCGGAGAAUGCCCUUUUACCACAGCAGCAGAGGCACAGGAAGGUCUAGAGUCCCCCUUCGCUUCGGCGACUAUUGCACUGGACGAACGAUGCGGGGAGGGCAAGGAACAUGAGGGCGAAGAACCGGAUGGAGGAGGAGCUCUAGGAGAUGCCGCGGCUCUCGUCAAGGCGUGUCUUCGCUUGGAAGUCAGUGCUCGACCGACCUUCGAUCGUAUCUUGCAAUCGCGAUUCUUGAAUGGCAAUGGAGGCUGGGGCAUGCACGAUACUUAGGCCUCGACGAAUCAUGGGUGGCCAAUGUUUCCUCGUUUCCGCAACGUGUUCUGCUGGCUGACAAGGAGGCAGAUAAGUGCCUUGGUCCGGGCGCAUGACUUCUAAUCGCGAUCAUCCUUUUGCUCUCAACCUCUCAAAACUGAAUUGUCCUGUCGGAGUCGUCCACGACUCACUGCUUCUCGCUUGCACUUCUGUACGUGUUAUUUAUUAUCUCGCAAUCACUGUGCCUUCACGUCCAGCGUGCGAUGGUUGUACCGCGUCCACUUCUUGUCGACAACCAAGAAUGCUUUCUAAUGUAUUAUCUAGUAUGUAGACUACGAUAUGAGACAACUGUGCCCAUCAAUAUAGAUGGCAUAUCCCUG
This is a messenger RNA of Gloeophyllum trabeum ATCC 11539, 2293 nucleotides long. RefSeq names its product kinase-like protein. Bases 129 to 1931 code for a protein of 600 amino acids. Gene Ontology annotation, molecular function: protein serine/threonine kinase activity; ATP binding. Gene Ontology annotation, biological process: intracellular signal transduction; negative regulation of glycogen biosynthetic process; protein phosphorylation. The record is from RefSeq and is a predicted model, not a curated record. Gene Ontology annotation, cellular component: cytoplasm; cytosol; nucleus. Lineage: Eukaryota; Fungi; Basidiomycota; Agaricomycetes; Gloeophyllales; Gloeophyllaceae. The transcript has 4 exons.